AUGUCAAUGGAGUGGCUGACACCAUCGGGAUUCACUCCGGACGACGCAUCACCACCAGCAGGAGCACUCCUCCGCCGUACAGAUGCUUCUGCCCUGCAAGCGCAGGCCACCCUCUGGCUCUGGAGAACCGAGGAUUGCGGCGCAAAAUCAGAUGUCCAGGGUGUCCCGGCAGCCAAGAACAACGACCAAGCAAAGAAGUGCAAAAACCAAAAAAAAGCCUGCACUCGCUCGUCCUGCGGUUUGACUUUGUCGACUUUUGUUGGCGACCCGCCAUCAUCGCUACGUCUUGUUGCUCAUCAUCUUCCGUUCUCGUCCACACCCGAUUGCUUUGUGCCUUUGCACGAGUCAGAAGAAACAUCCCCCACGCGCGCUUGCUGGCGAUCCAAAGUUGACAUCGCUCGCUUGUGUCUUUUUGCUGACCGGGAAACGGGGCGUGUGAUUGCACCAUCAACCUUGCCACACGCUCCCAACUUGGAGGUGGAUUAUGUCACCAUCGUGGGCCCAGCCCUCUGGAGUCUCUAG
Messenger RNA from Neurospora hispaniola, 522 nucleotides. RefSeq lists its product as uncharacterized. Bases 1 to 522 code for a protein of 173 amino acids. NCBI's taxonomy places the organism in Eukaryota, Fungi, Ascomycota, Sordariomycetes, Sordariales, Sordariaceae. The record is from RefSeq and is a predicted model, not a curated record. The transcript has 2 exons.